Molecule: messenger RNA, 2730 nt
Organism: Brenthis ino (lesser marbled fritillary)
Lineage: Eukaryota; Metazoa; Arthropoda; Insecta; Lepidoptera; Nymphalidae
Source: the annotation of a GenBank genome assembly
AUGGCAGACCCAGGGAAGGGUCGUGGUCGAGGCUUAGACUUGCUCAAAGCUCUCAAAUCUCACAUGGAAAAAUCAUCUUCAUCUGAUUCAACUCCUAGCCCUAGUGUUGCUCCCAGUACUUUAAGUAUGCCUAGUACUAACUUAGGGGGAAGAGGAAGAGCAGCCAUGCUAUUUGCAAAAAUGCAAGAAAUGGAGAAACCAGGAGGUUCUACAACAACAUUUAGUCCAGCAUCCGAUGUGAGUCCAGGUCCAGCAUUAGGCAGAGGUAGAGGAUUACAGCUUUUGCAAACCUUAAAAGCAACACAAAAGAUAUCUACCCCUAGUCAAGUGAGUGCGAGUGAUGUGGAUAAUGUUACAAGUAGAAUGGCAGCCAGCACUAUAUCUACUGCAGUAUCAAGUACAGCAGGGAAAAAUAAAUACUUUAGAGAAGUAAAAGAAACACCACCCGUAGUUAUGAAAGGGGAGUCAGGAACACCAUGUGAAGUCACAUGUAACUUCAUUCGCCUCAACUGUGAAGAGAACAAUGUGUUUGAAUAUGAAGUCAGAUAUGAUCCUGAUCAGGAUCAUAAGCAUUUGCGCUUCAAGCUCUUAAAUGAGCAUCAUCACCUUUUCAAAGAGAAGACAUUUGAUGGCACUACAUUGUAUGUCCCACACCAACUUCCAGAAGAAGCUCUCAAACUUGUAUCCACCAAUCCCUAUGACCAAACCAAAGUUAAUCUUACCAUAUUGCUUCGUCGUACUCGUCGUCUAAGCGAAAUGAUACAGAUUUAUAAUAUGUUAUUCAAGCAUAUUAUGAAUGAUCUGGAACUAGUCAGGUUUGGAAGACAACAUUUCAAUGAGCAUGCAGCGAUACAAAUCCCACAACAUAAACUGGAAGUAUGGCCGGGAUAUGUAACAGCAGUGAGUGAAUUUGAAGGUGGUCUCAUGUUGACUCUUGAUUCCACUCACCGAGUGCUUAGAACUCAAACUGUUCUCUCCGUCAUUAAAGAUGCGAUACACAGGGAAGGUGCUGGAUGGAAAAGGGCCAUGUCAGAUAUACUGAUCGGGUGUUCUGUGAUGACUACGUAUAACAAGAAGCUGUUUCGUGUAGAUAGUAUAGAUGAUACAAUGACACCAAGAUCGACAUUUGAAAAGAAUGACAAAGGGCAAAUGGUGAAAAUAAGCUUUAUUGACUAUUAUAAGAAGAAUUAUGGCAUUGAUAUCAUGGACCCCGACCAACCGUUGCUUAUAUCCAGGGACACAAAACGCAUGCCAGGCUCAGAACAACCUGUAGACUUCAUGAUCUGCCUCGUGCCGGAGCUGUGCCAGCUCACCGGCCUCAGCGAUGACCAGCGGAGCAACUUCAGACUGAUGAAGGAUGUGGCCACUUAUACACGGAUCACGCCUAACCAACGGCAUGCUGCUUUUAAAAAGUACAUUCAAAACGUGCUAAACAACGAAAAAGCCAAGAGUCGUCUUAAAGGUUGGGGUCUAAGUAUAGCGCCAGAAACUGUAAACAUAACAGCCAGAACAUUACCACCGGAGCCCUUAUACUUUGGUAACAAUGUGAAAGUUCCCGGAAAACCCAACGCUGACUGGAACGGGGAGAUUGGAAAAAAUGCAGUCAUGGAAGCUGUGGAUAUCUUGAGAUGGGUUGUUCUGUUUACCGACAGAGAUAAACAGGUGGCUGCAGAUUUCGUGGCCACAAUGACGAGAUGCUGCGGUCCGAUGGGCGUGUGCGUGUCCAAGCCGGACCUGGUGCGGCUGCCCAGCGACCGCACCGACGCCUACGUGCUGGCGCUCAAGCAGUGCGUCACGGCGCAGCUGCAGCUGGUGGUGGCCAUCGCGCCCACCAUGAGGGACGACAGAUACGCUGCCAUCAAGAAGAUUUGUUGUGCUGACAAUCCAGUGCCGUCUCAGGUAAUCAACGCCCGAACGUUAAUGAACAAUCAAAAGAUACGUUCGAUAACACAGAAGAUAUUACUGCAAAUUAAUUGUAAACUCGGCGGCACUCUGUGGAGUAUAAGCAUUCCGAUGAAGACUGCGAUGGUUGUCGGCAUCGAUUCUUAUCACGAUGCGAGCAGGAAGAAACGUAGCGUUUGUGCAUUCAUCGCGUCGUACAACCAAAGUAUGACUCACUGGUACUCCAAGGCCGUCUUCCAAGAGCGAGGCCAAGAAAUCGUGGACAGUCUCAAAUCAUGCCUCGUAGAUUCCCUCAAACACUAUUUGAGGACUAAUGGAACUUUGCCUGAACGUAUUGUCAUAUAUAGGGAUGGAGUUGGUGACGGUCAAUUAAAACUGGUUCAAGACUAUGAAAUCCCCCAAAUGCAGAUUAGUUUUUCCUUAUUGGGUGAAACGUACAAACCAAAGCUGACCUACAUUGUUGUGCAAAAAAGGAUCAACACUAGAAUAUUCUUGAAGGCUGGAAGAGAAUUUUCUAAUCCGAAUCCGGGUACUGUCGUUGAUCAUGACAUUACCAGAAGAGAUUGGUACGACUUCCUGAUAGUGUCGCAGAAGGUGAACCAGGGCACGGUGACGCCGACGCACUACGUGGUGGCGCACGACGGCGGCGGCAUGGCGCCCGACCAGUGCCAGCGCCUCACCUACAAGCUGUGCCACCUGUACUACAACUGGCCGGGCGCCGUGCGCGUGCCGGCGCCCUGCCAGUACGCGCACAAGCUGGCCUACCUGGUCGGCCAGAACAUACACCAGCAACCCUCCGAUGUGCUCUCCGAUAAGUUGUUCUUCUUG